Molecule: messenger RNA, 2180 nt
Organism: Morus notabilis
Lineage: Eukaryota; Viridiplantae; Streptophyta; Magnoliopsida; Rosales; Moraceae
Exons: 2
Coding region: 205-1878 (557 amino acids)
Biological process (GO): sesquiterpene biosynthetic process
Molecular function (GO): cyclase activity
Source: RefSeq, a predicted model, not a curated record
UACAAGCUUCUCCUUUUACCGAGGAAAAAAAAGAAAAAAACUGAGAAUUCAGAAACCGCAACAAAUCAAGGUUUUUUCAGCUUCCUGCGGUUUUUUUUUCCUGCCAUUUUUCCGCGGAAAUAUUGAAGAAAACGUUUCUGCAUCGAGUUCUUCAUGUCACAAUUUUGAUAUUGGAUUGAGAAAAACUUUGAGCUUAAUACAACAAUGGCAUUGGCUGAUAAUGGAGCUCGCAAAGAGGAAAUUGAGCAAUGUGACGGUAAUAAAGAGAAGGUUGAAGUCCCUCUUGACAUUUCGACGUCUCAAAGGACAUUGCUAAGAGAUGAAAAACCUCAAAGGAAUUUCAACAAUGCCUUCACUGCUAUUCCUGAUAGGAUAAGGUUCCUUAAAUUCGGCUCUGCAUCCGCUAAAUUCAAGCGGAUAGCUGAGCAAAAAGAUGAGGUUUCGCAAACAGUUGCUUAUUCCGGUGGUCAUAGCCUUCGAGAACGUAUUAGCGGAGUAUUUGCUCGGAAAAUUGAUUGGGUUUCACUUAUGAAAAUGUGGAAAGAAUGGAUUAGAGACCCGAUGAACAUGGCUUUGUUCUUGUGGAUCGUUUGCGUCGCUGUUUCGGGCGCACUUCUGUUCCUUGUCAUGACGGGGAUGUUAAACAAGGCAAUACCGAAGAAGUCUCAGAGAGACACAUGGUUUGAAGUCAACAACCAAAUUCUGAAUGCGCUAUUUACUCUUAUGUGUUUGUACCAACAUCCAAAGAGAAUUUACCACCUUGUGCUUCUAUGUAGAUGGGAACCGAAAGACAUUUCUAGACUUAGGAAGAUUUACUGCAAGAAUGGUACUUAUAAGCCUCAUGAAUGGGCUCACAUGAUGGUUGUGGUUCUUCUACUUAAUUUGAACUGUUUUGCUCAAUAUGCGCUUUGCGGUCUGAAUUUGGGUUAUAGGAGAUCUGAACGGCCGGCCUUAGGAGUUGGAAUAUGCGUUUCUCUUGCUAUUGGUGCGCCUGCAAUUUCUGGUUUAUACUUAAUUGUUAGCCCCCUUGGCAAGGAUUAUGAUCCUGUAACAGAUGAGGAAGCGCAGGUUCCUGAUCGUCCAGAAAAGUUGAGGUUGAAGUCAUUUGAGAGAAGAUAUUCGUUUGCAUCAAGGCGUGAACAGCCGAUCAUUGAGGAAAGACCCCAAUGGAGAGGAGGGAUACUAGAUUUUUGGGAGGAUAUUUCUUUAGCAUAUCUCUCCCUCUUUUGUACUUUUUGUGUCUUUGGGUGGAACAUGGAGAGGCUUGGAUUUGGAAACAUGUAUGUUCACAUUGCAACAUUCCUUCUGUUUUGCGUGGCUCCUUUCUGGAUUUUCAUCCUAGCUGCUGUCAACAUUGACAGUGAGACUGUUAGGGAGGCCCUUGGCUUUACUGGGGUAGUUCUAUGUGCAUUUGGUUUGCUUUAUGGUGGCUUUUGGAGGAUCCAAAUGAGGAAGAGAUUCAAUUUGCCCCCUUAUACCUUCUGUUUUGGUCAACCAGCAUUGGGCGACUGCACAUUAUGGCUUUGCUGUUGUUGGUGUUCUCUCGCUCAGGAAAUGCGGACCGGGAAUGCUUAUGACGUUGUAGAAGAUAAGCUUUGCAUAAAACAGAUAAACAAUAGUGACCAGCAACCACUUUCACCUCUGCCCCGCGAAGAUGUUGUGGCUCAGUCCGGAUCUGGCGUGAGUUCGCCGCUGAAAAACAACUCUAGCUCCACCCGGGUCAAUUUCGCUGCUGCUUCAAGUCCCAGCGCAGUUUCAAAGGCAUAUUAUAGUCCAGAGAGAUCACUCCCUACAGUGAAAGAAGAGUCCUGUGAAAAAGGUAACGAUCUAACUAUGAUGGCACCUUCUCCACCAUCAAUACAAAGAGAAACCACAUAGCCCACAUUAGGGAAAGAAACCUUUGUAGCAUUGUUGUUGUAUACUAUGUGAAACUGCGAAUCGGUCGUGAAACUUGAUUUUCUGUUUUGAGUUAUAUAUGCCUUUAUGUUCUUUCAUUUUGAAAAAAUUUUCCCCUUUAAACAGCAGAUUCCAUGUUAUAAUUGAAUUUUUAUUGGUAAAUAUAUGCACACCAGAACUCUGUGUUCUGAUACGUCAUUUGUUCACGGCAAUUUGUCUGAAUAAAAUUUAGGAGGAAUGUAUCUUCUCUUUCUUGCUUUAACAGUAAGGUAUCUUUUCUUUUU